This is a messenger RNA of Racocetra fulgida, 531 nucleotides long. The record is from the annotation of a GenBank genome assembly. NCBI's taxonomy places the organism in Eukaryota, Fungi, Glomeromycota, Glomeromycetes, Diversisporales, Gigasporaceae.
ACUAUUGAAGAUCGUGUUUAUAAAGAAUCACGAGCAUUAUUUUUACGAACACGAAAUAAUACCACUGAACUUUAUGAAGAACUGGCUGCUCGAAUUUUAAAUACCAAGCGUGCACAUCCAGAAAUACCAAACUUAACAAAAAAAAUUGGUAGUGUAAUGGAUAAUCUUCGAUAUCAAGUUAACAAAUCAUUUGAAAAAACAGCCAAACAAUAUAGAGUAAAAUAUGGGAAUGAAAUUUCAAAUCAAAAUUUAUAUACUUUUAUUGACGAUAAUGUUUGGAGAAACGCUCUUCAUCUACCAUUAUUAGCAGUUAACAAAAUGGCUGUUGAUGACAAUGAAGUAAUCAAAAAAGGCUUAAAAACUUUUGUUAUCGAAAUGGUUAAACAAUGGGUUCUUGCACUUCACGAAGAAAAAGACGCGAAAGGAGCAAUCAAGGAAUUUGAUGAGCUUACGCUUGAUCUUCCGAUUCCAACAAACUAUAAUAUUGUAGCACGAUUACCAGUUCGAAAAUUAUUACAAUAUAAAAAAUAA